AUGGAGACUGACGCUGAAAAGAACAUUGCUAUCUGGAAAGUCAGAAAAUUGAUCAAAUCCUUAGAGAAAGCCAGAGGUAAUGGUACCUCGAUGAUUUCGCUAGUGAUCCCUCCCAAAGGCCAAAUCUCGAUGAUACAGCGGAUGCUAACAGACGAAUACGGUACCGCUUCAAAUAUCAAGUCUAGGGUUAAUCGUUUGUCUGUCCUGGGUGCAAUCACAUCGACCCAGCAAAAGCUAAAACUGUACACAAAAGUGCCACCUAAUGGGCUUGUGCUGUACUGUGGUGACAUCAUCACCGAAGAAGGUAAAGAGAAGAAGGUUACAAUUGAUAUCGAGCCAUAUAAGCCAAUCAACACUUCCCUGUACCUAUGUGAUAACAAAUUUCACACCGACGUGCUGUCAGAGCUGCUCGAAGCCGACGAGAAGUUUGGUUUCAUCGUCAUGGAUGGUCAAGGUUCCUUGUUUGGUUUGCUUUCAGGUAACACUAGAACGGUGUUGCAUAAGUUCACUGUCGACCUGCCAAAAAAGCACGGUAGAGGUGGUCAAUCCGCACUUCGUUUCGCUCGUUUGAGAGAAGAAAAAAGACAUAACUACGUUAGAAAAGUGGCCGAAGUAGCGGUGCAAAACUUUAUUACGAACGAUAAGGUCAACGUAAAAGGUUUGAUUUUGGCUGGUUCUGCCGAUUUCAAGACUGAUUUGGCUAAAUCCGAACUUUUCGAUCAAAGGCUGGCAACAAGAAUAAUCAAGAUCGUCGAUAUUUCAUAUGGUGGUGAAAAUGGUUUCAACCAAGCCAUUGAGCAAUCGGCAGAAGCUUUAGCCAACGUCAAGUUUAUCCAAGAAAAGAAGUUGAUUACAAACUACUUCGAUGAAAUUUCUCAAGAUACCGGUAAAUUUUGUUACGGUAUUGAUGACACUCUUAAGGCGCUUGACUUAGGGGCUGUGGAGAUUCUUAUUAUUUUCGAGAAUUUGGAUACUAUCAGAUACACUUUCAGGGACUCCGAAGAAAGCGACGUUUUGAGAUUUGCUGAACCCGACCAAGAAGACAAGUCGUAUACCAUCGACAAAGCUACUGGUUUAGAAAUGGAGUUAGUGGAGGAACAACCGUUGGUUGAGUGGCUAGCCGAGAAUUACAAAAAUUACGGUGCCACAUUGGAAUUUGUAACUGAUAAAUCUUCGGAAGGUGCACAAUUUGUUACAGGGUUUGGUGGUAUCGGUGCUAUGCUACGUUAUAAGGUAAACUUCGAGCAGUUGGUAGAGGAAUCAGAUGAUGAAUACUACGAUGACGAUGGCUCUGAUUACGACUUCAUCUAA
Messenger RNA from Lachancea nothofagi CBS 11611, 1311 nucleotides. Lineage: Eukaryota; Fungi; Ascomycota; Saccharomycetes; Saccharomycetales; Saccharomycetaceae. The record is from the annotation of a GenBank genome assembly.